AUGAGGAACCUAGAAAUGAUUCUUGAUGGAACAAAAGUGGAAGGGACCAUAAUGAUGCAUUCCUACAACUUAGUUGUCCUCCUGUUCAAACCCAAUGAUACUGCUGAAAGCCUUGAAAUUUUUGCCAGUGACAACGAGAAUAUUUUUGGCUCCUCAUAUGAAGUGUAUGAUCAGAGACUGGUUGGCCUGAGUGUGCAGGGCAAGAACAUAUCAGGACUACAGCAGCGUGUCAACAUCACCGUGGAGAUUACCAGGAAGAUAAAUGAAACCCAAACACCCUCCUGUCAGUUCUUUGAUUUUUCAACAAACAGUUUUAGUCAGGAUGGCUGCAUCACUCUGUCGACACCCAGUAAUGUCACCUGUUCCUGUGACCACUUCACAUACUUUGCUGUGCUCAUGGUGCCCGUUUCCAUCUCACUUGAAGACCAGGAGAUUUUAACAUACCUUACACUGACUGGCUGCUGUUUUUCCCUUUUAACUCUGGCCAUUGCUGUUUUGCUCUUCAUCACAAAUGGGACACUCAGAGAAGAUGCUUCUAUGAAGAUCCACAUCAACCUCGUAAUUGCCCUGAUCCUCCUCAACCUGCACUUCCUGCCCAGUCAGACAGUGGCAGCAGGGUCCUCCACUGGACUUUGUUUUUAUAUGGCUCUUUUACUUCACUACUCCCUGCUGGCCACUUUCAGCUGGAUGGCCUUGGAGGGAUUCAACCUCUACCUUCUUGUUGUCAAAGUCUUCGACAUCUAUGUCAGCAGAUACCUGCUGAAACUCUGUGUGGUGGGAUGGGGUGUCCCUGCAGUCAUUGUGUCAGUGGUGGUGAUCAUAGACAGAGCGUUUUAUGGUCAUGUCUCUAACUCAGAUGGAACUGCAAUAUGCUAUAUCACCAAUGAAACUGUGAAAGUGGUGACUACAGCAGGACUGUUCUCCAUGGUGUUCUUCUUUAACAUGAUCAUGUUUGGGGUGACAGUCAGACGUGUUUUCAGUGUUGGGCAUCGCAAAAAGUUUGGACAUAUUGACCGUAAAAGAGUCGGGCAACAUAUUUGUCGUCUGCUGGGAGUCAGUGCUCUGCUUGGCAUUACCUGGGGCCUGGUCUUCUUCUCAUUUGGAUCCCUGACCACUCCUGGUGUCUACCUUUUCUGCAUCCUGAACUCACUGCAAGGUUUCUUCAUCUUCCUGUGGUUUGUGAUGUCACUGAGAAAGGCUAAAAACUCAGUUCCUCCAACGAGCAGUGAAACGCGCAGCACCAUCAACCAGCUUAAAGACUACUAGAAACAUAUCAAGAAGUGCGUUGGU
This is a messenger RNA of Archocentrus centrarchus (flier cichlid), 1290 nucleotides long. RefSeq names its product adhesion G-protein coupled receptor G1-like. The record is from RefSeq and is a predicted model, not a curated record. NCBI's taxonomy places the organism in Eukaryota, Metazoa, Chordata, Actinopteri, Cichliformes, Cichlidae. Gene Ontology annotation, molecular function: G protein-coupled receptor activity. The transcript is spliced from 10 exons. Gene Ontology annotation, cellular component: plasma membrane. Gene Ontology annotation, biological process: adenylate cyclase-activating G protein-coupled receptor signaling pathway; cell surface receptor signaling pathway. Bases 1 to 1266 code for a protein of 421 amino acids.